AUGGGGGGGGGGCGCGACUACGGCCUGGAGGCCACGUCGCCCGCGGACGACGACUACGCGAGCCUGAACCUGAGCCUGGGCGACGCCUUCUGCGACAAGAGCGCGGUGCGGCGGCUGGCGGGCCGCGUGCUGCCGCCGCUCUACGGGCUGGUGUUCGCGGCGGGCGCGCUGGGCAACGGGCUGGUGCUGCUGGCGCUGGGCGCGGGGCGGCGCGGGCGCGCGCCCACGGCCACGGCCCUGCUGCUGCGGCACCUGGCGGCCGCCGACCUGCUCUUCCUGCUCACGCUGCCCUUCUGGGCGGCGGCGGCGGGCGGCGGGGCGGCGGCGCCCACGCCCGCGUGCCGCGCGCUCGGCGGCGCCUACCGCGCCAACCUGUGCGGCGGCGCGCUGCUGCUGGCGGGGCUCGGCGUCGAGCGCUACCUGGCGGUGGCGCGGGCGCGGCGCGGGCCCGGCGGGCGGCGGCGGCGGCUGCGGCGCUGCCGGGCGGCCAGCGCGGGCGUGUGGCUGGCGGCCGCGCUGCUGGGCCUGCCCGAGCUGCUGCUGAGCCGCGCCGCGCCCGCGGGGCCCGGGCCCGCCGCCUGCACGCUGGCCUUCCCGCGCGCCGCCGGCGCCCGCCUCAAGGCCGCGCUGCUGGCGCUGCAGGCCGCGCUGGGCUUCCUGCUGCCCGCCGCCGUCAUGGCCGCCUGCUACGCGCUGGUGAUCCGCGCGCUGCUGCGCGCGCGGCCCUCGCCGGCCCGGCGGCGCGCGCUCCGGCUGGCGGCCGCCGUGCUCGCCGCCUUCGUCCUCACCCAGCUGCCCUACAACGGCGUGCUGCUGCUGCGCGCCGCCCGCGCCGCCCGCGCCACCGCCCACGCCGGCGCGCCCGCCCGCGCCCGCUGCGCCGCCGCCGUGCGCCUCGACGUGGCGCUGACGCUCACGCAGACGCUCGCCUUCCUCCACGGCUGCCUCAACCCCGCGCUCCACGCCUUCGCCGGCCGCCGCUUCCGCCGGGACCUCGCCGCCGCGCUCGCGCGCCUGCGCGGCCGCCGCCCCGCCCGCCGCCCCGCGGCCCGGCCCCGCGGGAGCCUCCGCCCGCCGUCCACGCAGCUGGAGACGGCCUCGGGGGCGUCGCUCUGA
Molecule: messenger RNA, 1116 nt
Organism: Perognathus longimembris pacificus (Pacific pocket mouse)
Lineage: Eukaryota; Metazoa; Chordata; Mammalia; Rodentia; Heteromyidae
Gene: Ccr9
Product: C-C motif chemokine receptor 9
Exons: 2
Coding region: 1-1116 (371 amino acids)
Biological process (GO): G protein-coupled receptor signaling pathway; chemotaxis; immune response
Cellular component (GO): membrane
Molecular function (GO): chemokine receptor activity
Source: RefSeq, a predicted model, not a curated record